Penicillium diatomitis is the source of this 1005-nucleotide messenger RNA. Its product is annotated as enoyl-CoA hydratase/isomerase family protein. Gene Ontology annotation, biological process: fatty acid beta-oxidation. Gene Ontology annotation, molecular function: enoyl-CoA hydratase activity. The transcript has a single exon. Lineage: Eukaryota; Fungi; Ascomycota; Eurotiomycetes; Eurotiales; Aspergillaceae. Gene Ontology annotation, cellular component: mitochondrion. The record is from RefSeq and is a predicted model, not a curated record. Bases 1 to 1005 code for a protein of 334 amino acids.
AUGCCUCCUUUUGCCCGUCCGCCCCCAAGCACCCAGUAUGCACAGCUGUCUUUUCCAAGCACGCACGUUCUACUGGUGACUCUCAAUCGACCGCGCGAUCUGAAUUGUAUCAACUCGCAGGGUCAUGCAGAGUUGCACGAUGUCUGGGAAUGGAUGGAUGACGAACCGAGUCUGCGAGUCGGGAUCUUGACCGGCAAGGGACGAGCUUUCUGUGCCGGGGCUGAUCUGAAAGGUAUAUCACGUCUGAUAAUGAACCCCCCAUCUCGAGCAUCUCGCUCGGAAAGUUCCUCCUCGAGAAAUCCACCUUUUUCCGUGUCCCCCCUUCUAGUUCCCAUGAAUAUAGUUCAAGCUAAACCAAUCGAAUCCCCAGAAUGGAACAACAGCGCUCAAGCAUCCACCUCCAAAUCCCCCAUGCCAGUCUCCGGCUUCGGCGGCCUUUCUCGCCGCAAAGGCCGCAAGCCGAUCAUCUGCGCCAUCAACGGCCUCUGUUUCGGCGGCGGCACCGAAAUGAUCAUCAACGCAGAUCUCGUCAUUGCAUCCUCGCUCGCCAAGAUGGGUCUUCCCGAGGUGAAGCGAGGCGUUGUCGCGCUUGCGGGCGCUCUACCCCGUCUUAUCCGGACGAUCGGCCGACAGCGCGCCAUGGAAAUGGCGCUGACGGGCCGCGCGUAUACGGCGGAGCAGGCGGAGCGGUGGGGGUUACUUAACGAGGUGGUUAGUGUUGGGGAUUGUGUGGUGGACGGCAAGCCUGACGAUGAGGCGGUGUCGGAGAGAGUAGUUGGCAGGGCGGUGCAGAUUGCGAUUGAGAUUGCGGAGAAUAGUCCCGAUGCUGUGCUGGUGACGAGGGAGGGUGUCAAGUUGGGGUGGGAGGGGAUUGGGGCUGAGGAGGCGACGGGCUUGUUGAACGAGACUUGGGUGCGGCGGUUGUAUGAGGGGGAGAAUAUCAAGGAGGGACUGAAGGCCUUUGUGGAGAAGAGAAAGCCGAAUUGGAGGGACAGUAAGUUGUAG